UAUAUAUUCGCCGGUUGAUUAGUGUAGGUCGCUCAGAAAGCAGAUGAACCUCAGUCGUUUCACGAUCGUCAAAGGGAGCACUUGCUCCAAAAUUAUUCAAAUUUAAUUUCAAAUAAUAUCAACUUAUUUAGUUUUAAUUUAUCUUUUUUACAAUUCAUCAUUAUCAAGUGUUGGAAAAAAAAACCCUCAUAUUGAGCAUCAUAGUAACCACAAUGUCUGUUAAAAUGAUAGAUUUUCAUCAUGGCUAUUAUUGGAUCAUUGAAAAAUAUUAAUUACAACAAAAAAGGGAUGGGAUAAAUAAUUUCAUAUACAUAUCAAAAAAUUGCAAAAAAAAAAUAUUAUAUAAAUAUAUAAAUUUGAAUGUUGUGGUCCAUGUUGGGAGAUGCUGGGUUAAGUCCCUUAUCUUUGGCUCCAUCCUCUCCAAUUUCUCCAUCUUCUUCUUCAUCUUCAUCUUCUAAUACUUCAUCUUCAACAUCAGCAUCUUCUACUACUACAACAUUUAAAUCACCUUGUAAAUUUGGUCCACUUCUUUUUUGUGCUCCUUGUAAACCCAUCAAUAAGAAGAUUCAAAAUUCCACACAGUGGUAUGUUCAACAGCCCACGUGGCGUUUAUGGGGUGAAGAAAGGUGUGAUGGUGUUAUUUACACAGUUUAUCUUAAAAAAGUUAGAUAUCACAGACCAACUAAAAGCAUAUCUGCAUCUGAUUCCGAUGAUGAAAUAUCACAUUUAGAAUGGGAGACAGUACGAGUUAGAUUUUUAAAAGCUGGUACUGUUGAAAAAUUAGUUGAAAGUUUAGCAAAUGAUGAUGGUGAACUUGAAUCAACUUAUAUCAAUGUUUUUUUGGCAACUUAUCGGGCAUUUACAACACCAAAAGAAGUCUUGGAAUUAUUACUUAAAAGAUAUGAUGCACUUGAUGAUAAUACAAAUGAUCAACAUUGUAAAACACUUAUUCAAGCACUUCAUGUAUGGCUUGAUGCAUAUCCUGGUGAUUGGAAAACACCACCAACAUAUUCUUUAUUAUCUCGUUUACUUGAUUUUACACAUCGUCGUUUACCUGGUUCGGAACUUGAAGUUAAAGCAAGACAUCGUCUUCACAGAUUUCAAUGCGAAGAUCAAAUUGAUAAUUGCAUAUAUGACAAUGGAAGAUUAUCAUUCAAUGGAUCAACAGAUAGACUUGGUGAUAAUUGGUCAACGGGUUAUGAAUUUCCUGAAGUACCAAAUCGUCAUUUUGCUGAACAGCUGACACGUAUGGAUGCUGAAGUAUUUAAAAAAUUAAUUGCUCAUCAGUGUCUUGGUGCAGUAUGGUCAAGACGUGAUCGUAGUCAUGAUGCAGCAACAGUAUUAGCAACAGUUAAUCAAUUUAAUGAUGUAUCAUUAAGAGUUAUAUCAACAAUACUCAAUGAAACAACAUUAAAAUCACAAGAACGUGCUAAAAUUAUUGAAACAUGGAUUGAUAUUGCACAAGAAUUAAGAAUAUUAAAAAAUUUUAGUAGUUUAAAAGCAAUAAUAUCAGGUUUACAAAGUAAUUCUGUUUAUAGAUUAGAAAAAUGUUGGCAAUAUAUGACUAAAGAAAAACAUGAACUUUAUGUUGAACUUGAAAGAAUUUUUUCUGAAGAAAAUAAUGCAUGGACACAACGUGAAUUAUUAAUAAAAGAAGGUACUGCUAAAUUUGCUGAUACUGCAGGAAGAAGUGAUCGUCAUUUAUUAAAAUUAUUUCAAAAACAAAAUACUCAUUCUGGGAAUAUAAGUUAUGGAACAAUACCAUAUUUGGGUACAUUUUUAACUGAUUUAACAAUGAUUGAUACAGCAAUACCUGAUACAAUUGCUGAUGGUUUAAUAAAUUUUGAUAAAAGAAGAAAAGAAUUUGAGGUAUUAGCAAGAAUAAGAUUACUUCAAGGUGCAGCAAAUACAUAUAAUUUUAAAAAAGAUAUAUUAUUUGAUCGUUGGUUUUAUUCAAUUAAAGUAUUAAAUGAUAAAGAAUCAUAUAAAUUAAGUUGUCAAAUUGAAUUACCAUCAUCUGGUGGUGGUGGUAAUACAACACUUAUACGUAAAAAUAAAAAACAUAAUCAUCAAAGACAUAAAAAAAAUGAUUCAUUAGCAUCAACAUCAAGUUCAAAUAGUUCACAAUUUUAUUGUGAUUUAGAUUCAUUACCAAGUUCACCACAUAAUUCACUUGAUCGUAGAACAUCACCAUCACAAUUAUCAAGUUCGUCUUCCAGUUCAUCAUUACCAUCAUUAGAUAUAUCACUUGGUUCAGUUAAUGGUGUUGUUGGUCAAUCAACAAAUCAGUCAAAAUUAAAUCCAAAUGUUUCAUUAAAUUCAAAUGGUACUAGUACACCAAAUCUUGUUGGUAUAUCAAGUCCAAGUAGUUCACAUAAAAAUUCACCAGAUUUUUAUAUUAUUAAAGUUACAAUGGAAUGUGAAAAUAUUGAAACAGAUGGUGUUGUUAUGUAUAAAUCAAUAAUGUUAUCAAAUAAUGAAAGAACACCACAAGUUAUUAGAAAUGCAAUGUUAAAACUUGAUAUUGAAGGUAGCCCAGAUGCUUAUACUCUUGCUCAGGUAUUACCUGAUAGAGAAAUGGUAUUACCAAAUUCUGCAAAUGUUUAUUAUGCUGUUAAUACUGCUCAUAAUUUAAAUUUUAUUUUAAGACCUAGAAGAGAUAUUAAUAAUUCAACAAUUGAUAGUCCAAAAAACAAAAUCAAUGGUAAAAGAUAAUAUAACAUUUUUUUUUUUUUUUUUUAUAUAUUUAUUUAUUUAUUAGUUAUUAUUAUCAUGAAAAAUAUAAAUAAUAUCAUUUUUAAAUUCAAGCCAAAAUUUUCAUAAUCAGAUAUAUAUUUAUUAAUAGAAUCAUGUGGUUUUAAAUUUACUCAAUAAAAUAUAUUUAUAUUAUUAAUUAAAAAAUAACAAAAACAUUUUUUUUUUUAAAGUUGAUUGUACUAAUUAAAAAAAGGAUAUAUUUAAUUUUUUUUUAAAGCAGUAUACAUGAGUACAGAAAAAUUUGAAAAUAUAUAUUUAAACAAUUUAUAUUUGUUUAAAUUAUGAAAAAAAAAAAAAUUCUAUAAAGAUUAAAGUGUGAAUUGAAAUUUUUAAAUGUAAUUGUCUAAAUGAUUUUUUUAAAUAUUGCAUAUCUGUUUUUAGAUAUUAUAUAAUGACCAGGGACCAGUGAGAAAAUAUUUAUUAGUUUAUAAAUAAUCUAUUUAAAUUUGGUGUGUAAUUAUUAUUUUUUUUAUUUGUUGUUUUGAUUGUUUUAUUAUUUAAGUUUAAAAAUUUAUUAUCUAGUAAAUGAGUUGCAAAUUCUGUGAUACUGGAAUCUCUCGACUAUAUUAUAUGGCCUCCUUCACUCAAAGGCUUAGAAAUAAAAAAAAAAAAAUAAUGUAAUUUUUUUGUAAUCGUACUUAUUUGUUGUAAUUGUAAAUUUUCUUUUACAAAUGAUUUUUUUUCUUAAAAUACAAAACAAGACUUUGAAGAAAAAAAAAUAAAGUGAAUAAUUUUUUGUCGACAAAGAUUAUCAUGUAUAUAAUUUGAUGAUAUUUGUGAUUUUUAUAUUUAUCAAAAUAAUAAUUAUAUAUUCAUAUCAGUUGUAAAAUCAAUUGGAUGAAUUUUUAAAGAAAUAAAUCCACCAGAUGUACCAUUAAUUUGUCCUUUAUGAAAUAAUUCAAUUCCAUUAAGUGGUACACUUGGAUUUGUUGUAACUUCUAAAAGAUCAAUGAAUGGAAUAGUUGAUUGUGAUGCAUCCUUAACAAAAUCUGAUACACUGAUUGUGACAAAUUGAUUGUCUUCAGAAUCUUUCAUAUUUUCUUUAAAUUUAAGUGGAUUAUCAGGCUUAUCUAAAACCAAUUUAGUUCUGAAAUAGAAAUAUUCAUUAUUAAUGUUUUUUUUUUAAAGAAAAUAUUAUUAAAUUAUAUAACAAGUUGAUUAAAUUUUUUUUACAAUGGCAUAAAAAAUGUAUUUAGAUGAUAUUUUGUAUCUGUUGGGAAGGUUUCUCCAUGAAAAUUAUAAAGAACAUAUUCUGCUUCAAGUUUGAUACAUAAUUUUCUUUGAUUUUGAUUUUUUUCAAAAUAAUCAAUGCCAAAAUUUGCACCUGAAAUUAAAAUUAUUAAUGUAUUAUUUAUGAUUUUUUUGGAUUUAUUUUUUUAAUUACCAAUCAAUAAAUAUUUAGUAUCAAUAACUAAUUUUUGAAAACAUAUAUUAUCUUCAAUAUCUCUUCCUAACAAGACAAAAUCUCUAUCACGUUUUAAUGGAUGAAUUUGUCCAUCUGAGUAAACUGCUUCAUUGGGAAAAUUAUUUUCAUAAUUAAAUGUUGGAAGUGGUAUCCAUUUUUCUGUUGUUUUAUCAAUUUUUCCAUUAGAUAAAAGUUUUGCUUCACGAAGUUGAAUAUGUACCAUUCGAUCUUUUGUAACAAGUCUUGCACCAGUUGCAACCCUGUAUGAAAAAUUAAUUAUAUUAAAAAUUAUAUACUGUUUAAAUAAUAUUAUUAUUAAAUACUUAACAUGUUAUCACUUGUUCUUGACUGUAAUAAACUAAAAGCUCUUAUUGAA
Molecule: messenger RNA, 4538 nt
Organism: Aphidius gifuensis
Lineage: Eukaryota; Metazoa; Arthropoda; Insecta; Hymenoptera; Braconidae
Gene: Rgl
Product: ral guanine nucleotide dissociation stimulator
Exons: 6
Coding region: 361-2715 (784 amino acids)
Biological process (GO): positive regulation of GTPase activity; Ras protein signal transduction
Cellular component (GO): plasma membrane
Molecular function (GO): guanyl-nucleotide exchange factor activity
Source: RefSeq, a predicted model, not a curated record